Messenger RNA from Cajanus cajan (pigeon pea), 1566 nucleotides. Its product is annotated as Leucine-rich repeat (LRR) family protein. The record is from RefSeq and is a predicted model, not a curated record. Gene Ontology annotation, molecular function: protein binding. Lineage: Eukaryota; Viridiplantae; Streptophyta; Magnoliopsida; Fabales; Fabaceae.
AUUAGUCCACAAAAAAACCAAAAUUUGAUACUCUUAAAUAAAUUUAACUAAAAUUAAUUUCAGCUUUCCAAUCCCAAGGCUUCAAAAGCUAUUGCGUGCCCUUUUCUUUAUUUCACCCACUGUCACACUCUUCCUCAGCUUCUGCACCAGAACUUCUCUCUCAUCUCAAUGGCCACUCCACAUUACAGUCUUCUUCAUUUUGUCGUUGUUGUUCUUCCUCUCAUUUCCGCAUCCACGUCUUCUCAGCAAAACAUGAACCCAUUGGACUUGAAGGCCCUUCUCUCCAUCAAGAACACCCUCACCGAAGUCUCACCCUUCAAGCCCUUCUUCUCCACGUGGAACCUCACCGCACCGGAUCCCUGCUCCUCCUUCUCCGGCGUCACGUGCUUCCUCCGCCGCGUCUCCAUUCUCUCCCUCGGCAGCAACUCGCUCCCACUCGCCGGCUCUCUCCCCGAGUUAGUCUCGCUGCUCACCGAGCUGACUCAGCUGAUCCUCUCCCCCGGAAUCGUCACCGGCCCCAUCCCUCCCCAACUCGGUCGACUCACUAAACUCCGAGUCAUCUCCCUCCCCAGCAACCGCUUCACCGGAACCAUCCCCUCCACGCUCUCCUCUCUGAAAAACCUCCACACCCUCGACCUCAGUCACAACCAACUCGCCGGGUCGGUCCCGCCGAGUCUCACCGAGUUGCCCCAACUCAAAGUCCUCAUCCUGGCCUCAAACUCCCUCACCGGCGCGUUACCAAGAACCGUUUCCUCGCCGUUACUCCACUUGGACUUGAAGAGCAACCAGCUUACGGGACCGUUAACAGUCUCACUGCCGUUAGCCCUCCGUUAUCUGUCCCUCUCGCAGAACCUCAUGUGGGGCCCUCUCACCAACGGGUUGGAGUCGCUCUCAGAGUUAGUGUUCCUCGACCUCAGCAUGAAUCAUUUCAGUGGGCCCAUCCCGGCCCAAUUGUUUUCCCUUCCCGCUCUCUCAAAUAUUUUCUUGCAACGGAACAAUCUCUCUGGUGGGCUCCCCAGGGGGCCCAGGCCCAGGCCCAACUACGCUGAAGGAUCCAUCGUUGAUCUGAGUCAUAAUGCUCUCAGCGGGGAACUCUCCGAUGCGUUUGACGGAGUGGAGAGCUUGUUCUUGAAUAAUAACCGCUUCACGGGGAGGGUGCCGGAGGUGUACGUUAAGAGCGUGUGCCGCGGCACCACCAGAACGCUCUACCUUCAGCAUAACUACCUCACGGGGAUUCCGCUGCAGGUGGGAACCGUGGUGCCCGAUACGGCGUCAUUGUGCUUUUCGUACAACUGCAUGGUGGCGCCGCCGAAGAUUAUGACGUGUCCGGCCAGCGCUGGCGGAGAGUUGCCGAGGCCGGUGGCGCAGUGCUCCGUGUUCAACAACCACAACCAGUGAGUCAUAUAUUCACUAUACCUUCCAUGUUUUCCUUUUUUGGAUUUUGAUUCAUCACGUAAAGUUGUAUUUUGUUAGAGAAAGAAGGUAGUGAUGAAAUGAAACAAGUUUUUUUUUUUUUUUUUUCUUUUUUUUUCUUCUUCAUGUUGUUCAUCAUACAUUUAUCGAUAU